UUCAAAUCUGCCCAGUGACGGAGACAUUUCCUCCAAAAUGUGGUAUAGUUUUGCACAUAAUUUGUAAAUUUCGUGCAAUUUCGUUCCCACAUUACGAAAUAAAUUCACAUCAUAAUCAGUGCACGAUUCGUAACAGUGCACCUGCACUGCAGCAGAAUCAUGAAUAUCAUAUUUAAACCUAGGAAUUUAUUUGUUGUUGUGGGUUCAUGAAUACAGAAACAUUUGGCCAUUUAAAAUUUUCAGCAUGAAUACUUCUACAUCCUGUCCCGACCUUCCACUCCAGUCAGGUUGUCCGUCCCAUUGGAAUCGAGAUUUUAUAUUAUUCUACUCCGUCCACAUUUUCGCCCUGGUGACAUCCACGAUCUCUUUUUUGGCUUGUGUCACAGUGAUUCUGAACGUGAUUCGGAACAAGUUGUGCGAAUCGAGGAAAAACGUGGUGGACAGAUUUCCACUCUACAUUGCAGUAAAUGACGCCUUAUUUUGUACCAUGCAUGGCAUCGACCAACUAAUUUUACUCGUGACGGAAGUAUACCCGGCGAAAUGGGUGGUUUUCGUGUUGGGAAGUUCUACAAUGUUUCUGUAUUGGUAUCAGCAAGUAAUGUACGCCUCGAUAGCGAUUUACACAUAUAUGGAUGUCUCCUGUCGAAAACAGAUCUCCACGGGUCGGCUGGAUUGGAAGUUGCACACCAUAUCCGCCUCAUUGGCGGGGGUAGCGGUCACCAUUUUAUACUUCUUGGAUGGCAUUGGAAUCUCGAGAUUUUGGAUGGGCGGCCAUGAAUCCAACCCAACGACCGGAAUUUAUUUCAUCUUGGGCUCCCUCCUCUUCACCACGACACAAGCAAUCUGCACAAUUUCCGCUUACUCUGCGAUACGACGGAUCGUACUAAAUUAUAAAAACGGGCUGGAAAUUGGUCAAGUUUCAAACUCUUAUCACGACACGGCAGCCCAGUGUUUGUUAACGUUUGUAAAAAUCGGUGUCAUUUUGUACCUCCCGGCCGCCCUACUUUUCUGGAUGAUUGCACUUGACAACGUUCUUGGCGAAAGGUUAAAACAAGUCGAGCCAUUUUACGAUUUCGGGAUAUUCCUCAUGGUUUUGGUUUACAAUGCGGGCGGAUUUGUGAACACAGUUGGAUACUUUUCUAAUCAAAGGAUCAAACGAGACAGAAGGAGAGAAAGCGAGUUGGCAAAGCUAAAUGCGUAAUAUUUCCGUAAAUGUUGUAGAAAGUUACAUAAUAAAAUUAAAAUACAAUUUUCUUCUCAAAA
Messenger RNA from Folsomia candida, 1263 nucleotides. RefSeq lists its product as uncharacterized. The transcript has 4 exons. The record is from RefSeq and is a predicted model, not a curated record. NCBI's taxonomy places the organism in Eukaryota, Metazoa, Arthropoda, Collembola, Entomobryomorpha, Isotomidae. Bases 245 to 1201 code for a protein of 318 amino acids.